AAAAAAAAAAAGCAUCCCAAAAAAGCUGCCAUCUUUUUUAAUGCCACCGCAUUAGAUUAGCCUCCAAAUCAGUCUUGCGUUUUCCUUUAUUUCCUCGAUUUUGUGUCCAUCUAUGGCCGACCGGCCGGACACCGACAAGAAGACCGAGACUACCAAGAAGGACAUGCCGGCUCUUCUUUUGGGCCGAUACGAGAUCGGGAAGCUCCUUGGUCACGGCACCUUCGCUAAGGUCUACCAUGCCCGCAACAUUAAAACCGACCAAAGUGUCGCCAUUAAAGUUAUCGACAAGGAGAAGAUCCUCAAGGGUGGUCUAAUCGCCCACAUCAAACGCGAGAUCUCUAUCCUCCGCCGCGUUCGACACCCCAAUAUCGUCCAACUCUUUGAGGUUAUGGCCACCAAGGCCAAGAUCUACUUCGUUAUGGAAUAUGUACGCGGCGGCGAGCUUUUCAAGAAGGUCUCCAAGGGCCGAUUGAAGGAAGAGGUUGCUCGGAAGUACUUUCAGCAAUUAAUCUCCGCCGUUGCCUUUUGCCAUGCGCGCGGUGUGUUUCAUCGCGACCUUAAACCGGAGAAUUUGUUGCUGGAUGAAAAUGGGAAUCUUAAGGUCUCCGAUUUUGGCCUUAGUGCCGUGUCCGACCAAAUUCGACAAGAUGGGUUGUUUCAUACUUUUUGUGGUACACCGGCGUAUGUUGCUCCGGAGGUUUUGACCCGGAAAGGGUACGAGGCCGCAAAGGUAGAUAUUUGGUCCUGUGGGGUUAUUCUGUUUGUUCUGAUGGCCGGCUAUCUGCCCUUCCACGACCAAAAUAUUAUGGCAAUGUAUAAGAAGAUUUACAGGGGUGAGUUCCGUUGUCCGAGAUGGUUUUCCCCGGAGCUAAUUCGACUCCUAUCUCGUCUUUUGGACACAAACCCCGAAACCCGUUUCACAAUUCCAGAAAUCACGGAGAAUAGAUGGUUCAAAAAGGGUUACAAGCAUAUCAAAUUCUACAUCGAAGAUGAUAAGGUUUGCAGCAUUGAGGAUGACCAAAACGAUGUCGAUAUUAUCGAUUCCUCCUCGGAUCAAUCUCAAUCCGAAUCGGAUUCCGAAAUAAUUGAGACCAGAAGAAAGGUUAGUACACUCCCAAGACCGGCGAGUUUGAAUGCAUUUGACAUCAUUUCGUUCUCGCCUGGAUUUGAUCUUUCGGGGUUGUUUGAGGACGGAGGGGAAGAGGCAAGAUUUGUGUCCAGUGCGCCGGUGUCGAAGAUCAUAUCGAAAUUGGAGGAGAUUGCAAAAUUGGUGAGUUUCACGGUGAGGAAGAAGGAUUGCAGAGUGAGUUUAGAAGGGUCGCGGGAAGGAGUAAAAGGGCCAUUGACGAUCGCAGCAGAGGUAUUCGAGUUGACGCAGAAAUUAGUGAUGGUGGAGGUGAAGAGGAAAGGGGGAGACAAGGCAGAGUAUGAACAGUUCUGUAACGAGGAAUUGAAACCGGCAUUGUUGAAUUUGAAGGUGGAGGUGGAGGACUCUGCUGCCGCUCCAUCAUCACAUAUACCAUCAGAUACUGAAUGAAGAGAUUUUGAUUUAAAGAAGAAAAGGGUACGCUUUUCUGUUCACUCUCUCUGACUGAUCGUUCUCCUCUGCUAUAACCAACAAAGACCCCACCCCAACCCCAACCCCAUCCCCAACCCCAUCCCCAUCUCAUCUAAUGUAUGAUAACAUAACUUGUUCAUUUUGUUCUUUUUUGUUUCUCUCUUUUAUUUCCAUUGUUCUUCUGUGUGGUUGUGCCUCUGUUGAGAAAAUUUGGAUUCGUCGCGGAGAUUACAAAGAAAAAGAAGGGUAAUUUUGAGAUGUUCAUAUGCAGUCUUCAAUGUGUGAUACAAUACAUGUAAUCUUGUAGUGAUUGAUUGAUUAAGAAUGGUUUUUAGGAUGAUGCCAGAAUCACUUUCAAA
Molecule: messenger RNA, 1917 nt
Organism: Cucurbita maxima (winter squash)
Lineage: Eukaryota; Viridiplantae; Streptophyta; Magnoliopsida; Cucurbitales; Cucurbitaceae
Product: CBL-interacting serine/threonine-protein kinase 12-like
Exons: 1
Coding region: 113-1537 (474 amino acids)
Biological process (GO): protein phosphorylation; signal transduction
Molecular function (GO): protein kinase activity; ATP binding
Source: RefSeq, a predicted model, not a curated record